AUGGGAUGGAAACCCGCCGUGGAAGGAGGAGUCCGGGCGGGCUGCUUUGUGUCCGCGGCGGAGGAGCCGACCGUUAGCCGUAGUGUUAAUGCGGGGUGUGGCCGAGGUGAUUCGGAGUCGGACGGACCUCGCAGCAGCAGCAGGCCGACAAAAGCGGAGGCUAGAGAUGGAUCAGCCACUGUGAGUGGAAGCGCCGGAGGAAGCGGCUGCGGUGGCGGCGGCCUUGUGCAGGUCUGUUCAUCCCGGGAAUGGUGUGAGCUGAGACGGGAAGGCAGUCUGGAUCUGACCGGGGACUCGUCGUUUCCCCGGAGCCUCCGCGGCUCCAAGCCGCGACCCGAGCCCUCCAAAAUGGGGAAGUGUGACGGCAGAUGCACGCUGUGGCGGCUCUCCAGAGGCAGGUGUUUGACUUUCUGGGCUACCAGUGGGCUCCCAUCCUGGCCAACUUCCUGCACAUUAUGGCCGUCAUCCUGGGGAUGUUUGGCACUGUGCAGUUGCGCUUCAAGUACCUCUAUUUUUUAUGCAGUAUGGCUGGUCCUGUGGGUUGGAUGGAACUCCUUCAUUAUUUGUUUCUACCUGGAAGUGGGAAACCUGUCGCAGGACAGGGACUUUCUCAUGACUUUCAACACGUCCCUCCAUCGUUCGUGGUGGAUGGAGCACGGCCCCGGCUGCCUCGUGACGCCAGUGCUGGACUCUCGGUUGGCCCCCGACGACCAUCACGUCAUCACGGUGUCGGGAUGUCUCCUCGACUACCAGUACAUCGAGGUGUUGAGUUCGGCCAUCCAGAUCCUUUUGGCUCUCUUCGGCUUCGUGUACGCCUGCUACGUGAGCAAAGUCUUCCAGGAUGACGAGGACAGCUUUGACUUUAUUGGUGGAUUCGACUCGUACGGCUACCAGCCACCCCAGAAGUCCUCUCAUCUGCAGCUACAGCCUCUUUACACGGCUGGUUAAGUGUCGGUAGCGCCCCCUUGAGGCCCAAGCCUGAAGUUGUCACUGUGGAUGGAAAGAAAGAAAGAAGCGGCAGGUCGCCCACCACCCCACCCCCGAUUACACUCACUCGUUUGUGUCGCAGUUUACCCGAGGAACGGACCUUAGACUCCGGAGAGGAGUGGCGGCGUGAGCAUGUUUGCGUGUGUCUGUGUGUUUUGUGUCAGAGGAAGGAAAACUGAAAUCAGCCCUGAAACGAACGUGACAGAGCUCAGACACGAACCAGCGGUUCCCGGUGCGGAGAGGAGCUGGAGGGAAUUCAGAGAAGAUUCACCCAAAACUGCCAGCUCUGAGCGCUUCCUCCCGAGUCGAAAUGUGUGUGUGUGUGUGUGUGUGUGUGUGUGUGUGUGUGUGUGUGUCUAUAUAUGCGUGUGAGUGAUACCACUGCCAGCUCCGCGCUGGUGCUUCGUGGUUGUCCUCUGGGCUCUACGGCCACUUUGCGCCUCUGUUUGUUUGAUUUCUGUGUGUGUGUGUGUGUGUGUGCGUGCGUGUGUGUGUGUGUGUGUGUGGAUGUUUUCGGAGGGGGCGGAGCCGCGCGAUAGACCGAGGCACAGCUCAUACCUGUUGUCGUUUUAGAGUGUGACGUUAAAGCUAGAGCAGUCCUGCAGAGUCCUCCUCCCAAAGCCGUCUUUCUUUCCUCCCAUGCUGCUGCAACUGCUGCACACCUCAGGCCCGUAGGAGAGGGCAUCGAAACCACAACUCCUUAAAGGAUCAGCCUCGCAUAAAUCAGUGUUUGUUCUGGUACAGAAUAACUAAACAAACAAGCAACCAGAGUGUUAAGUCUGUCGUGCAAUAAUCUCUCUCACACACACACACACACACACACACACACACACGCACUCCGUGUGACUGGUGUUAUUUUGGACUGUAUUGCAGCUGUUGGACAGUAAUCCGUCCAUGCGAUGUCCUGAUAAUAAAAGGUGCCAAUUUCUGUUUUUGUUUCCAGGAAUAUCUGUCGGGCAUGUGUUCAGAUCAGAUGGCUUUGGGAUGAGGCAUUAGUGUGUAUUUUUAUUUGAAUUUGAUGGGGUGGGAAGUAGUAGUGUGCAUGUAAAUAACCAGCCGAUGAUUGUUUUGUUGGUUCUAUUUACAGAAGGAAAAAAAGAAA
Poecilia latipinna (sailfin molly) is the source of this 2089-nucleotide messenger RNA. It is a transcript of the gene nkain1, whose product is annotated as sodium/potassium transporting ATPase interacting 1. Lineage: Eukaryota; Metazoa; Chordata; Actinopteri; Cyprinodontiformes; Poeciliidae. The transcript has 9 exons. The coding region runs from base 1 to 948 and encodes 315 amino acids. Gene Ontology annotation, biological process: regulation of sodium ion transport. The record is from RefSeq and is a predicted model, not a curated record.